Molecule: messenger RNA, 724 nt
Organism: Saprolegnia diclina VS20
Lineage: Eukaryota; Oomycota; Saprolegniomycetes; Saprolegniales; Saprolegniaceae
Exons: 6
Coding region: 1-690 (229 amino acids)
Source: RefSeq, a predicted model, not a curated record
AUGGGAUGGAAGAUGACGCUGCUCGGCGGCCUCGCUGCCUGCUGCGGCGCCCUCGUCGACGCCGACCAAGUCGCGUCCAGCGGCAGCUCGUACCUUGUCAGCCGUCCGACCAAACUCGGCGCCACGGCCACGUCCUGGUACGAGUACGGGGCUGUGGGCGUCACGACCGCCAACGUAGCGUCCGGCGGGUCGCUCGCAUGGUCCGACACCGUCGGGUCCGGCGACACGGAGAUCGGGGGCGGCAAUGCGCUCGACUCGGCAGGCAACGUCUACGUCGUCGGCUCGACGCGCGGCAACAUGACGUCCAACAACGCCAACGCAGGCAACUUUGACUGGUUCAUCCUCAGGUACUUGCCGUUCGGGGCGCGCAGCUGGACCAAACAGGUGGGCACACCGGCGCACGACGAAGCGCGGACUGUCAUCGUAACCACCGAGGCCGACGGCAACGAACGGCUACAUCUACGUCCUUGGUGUCACUUUGGUGGCCGCGACCUCUUUUCGAUCUCGACGAGACGGCCGCCAAGGCCAGUGUCUGCGUACGCGCCGCCAUCGUCUCUACCGACACGUGCGCUCAUGGCCAUGCCCACGUUUCACUUUUACGCCGACGGCAAGAUCCAGCAGCCUCUUGGCUUUGCCGGCGCCGACUCGAAGCAGCUCCAUGCCAACGUCCAGAAGCUCGUCGCCUUGUAGGAAACCACUACAAAUCGAAUAUCAACUUGUGCUG